ACUGGACUUGAACUGGGUCUUGGGCUGGAAGAAGAUACACAACAUGAAAAAACAAAAGCAGAGCCAAGUACAACUUUUGCUCCAGAGCUGGAUUUUCUGGUGGAUUUUGCAGGCAAAAAGAGGCUAUGGGUUAUAACAGCCUCCUCCCAUAACGACAACUAUCUGCGCAUGAUGGAAAAACAGCUGGAAGACAUGGACCAGGUAGGGUUGAACUGCCAUCUUGCAGAGAGAGACACCUACAUUAUAACCAUCAUCCAAAAUGCCAUGAUGGAGGGCAGGAUAGUGAAGACCACCAUAGAGGGUCAAGCAUCAGUGGAAAGCCUGGACCCAGACACAGUGAGCAAACUACUCCAUUACCUGGAGCUCACUGGACAUGAUGAGUUCAUUAUGCUGGUGAUUAAAAAGAACCUAAGAACCAGUGAGCGCUUCCCUUAUCCAGUCCGAGUUGAAGCCAUUUUUGAAAUGAUAGACCAAUUUCCAAAGAGAAAGCUGGAGAAGAUGACCAGGCAAGGACCCAACAUGAGGUGUAAACUUACCAAGAAGAAAGUUGUGAGGAAAAGGAAAAGGAUAAAGACAAAAAUGGUGUUGAGCUCCCAGAGACGUGGAAAUGUAACUUCAGUGGCUGCACCUAAGAGAAAAAUGGUUCUAGACAAAAAGGAAGCCCUAAAGAGCAAGAUCCAGGAUAUUUUAAAUGGGUACUACAGAUUUGUUAUCCGAAAAGGGUCUUCUCCAGGAUCUACACAAAAGCUGAACCCAGAACAGAGAAAAAGGACUGAAACUCAAAAAGAGACAGACAGACAUCCUUUAGUAACAUCAAGCAACCAGGAGGAAAGGAUCGAUAAGGCAGUAACAAAAACACAUAAAGAAGACAAGAACAUUCAGCAUGAACCAAAUGCAAAGGGUGACAGUAAUGACAAAGCAAGUCCAAAGAAGAAGGGCAAAGGGAAGAAAGGGAAAAAGAAAGGGAGAGGGAGAAAGUCAAGCAGAGAAGUGAGUGAGAAAGACAAAGCCGCACUUAGAGCCUUUAUGGACUCUUUAAGGGGGACAAGACGACUUAUGCUUAUUUCAACUCCAAGCCAAGAUGCCAAACUGUACAUGCAACUGAAAGAGGAGAAUGAGAGGCAACAGUGUGAGCUUGCUAUCAGAAAGUUCACUGUGGCAACAAUAGUGGGACAAGGAAGUGACGCAUUGCUUACCCUUCAGCAUUACCACCCUGUACCUGUUUCAGAGUCCAGUGCGCCGCUGAGUGGUCCCUCAGAGCAGAUCUCAGACACAGGUCUCAUCUCUCUGCUUCGCUCUGAACUUGGCCUCUCAUCUCCUGAUCUCUUCUCAAUGACCAUCACAGACUAUGACAUUAAGCCCACUAGAGUUUUUGAGGCUCCACCAUCGACUCUUGCUUUGUUUGAGUUUAUUGAUAACUUCUCAUCAAGACGGCCAGAGAAAGAAAUUGAGAGAAAAACUGUGCCAGCUUGCUCCAGAAACCAUCAGCAACCAGAAACAGAGAAUUCACUUCUAAGGUUCAUGUCAAAGAGGAGGCUGCUGCUCAUUUCGGCUCCCUCUGAAGAGGACUACUCUUACCAGCAGCAGCUCUCAGCUCUAAGCGGACAACAGUGUGCACUCGGCAUCAGACACUUUGCGAUGUUAAAGUUGACAGGAGCAGGCCAAAAAGCCACAGGGACUGUUGAGCUCUUUCCAUUAAAUGGUCGCAGUCAGAGUGAAAUGGAACCUUUGUCCAAAGACACCGUGAACAACCUGAGGGAGCAGCUGAAGAUCAGUAAGGAUUACUUCAGCAUGCUUGUGGUAGGGAAGGAUGGCGACGUGAAGGCCUGGUUUACCUCUCCCAUGUGGUCCCUGGACAGUGUGUAUGACCUGGUGGACUCCAUGGAGCAGCGUGUGCAGGAGGAGAGACUGCAAAGGAGACUUGGGAUCCAAUGUAGUGACAUCAAAGAUCAGCAGGGAGGCGAGGAAGGGCAUUAUGGAUAUGAUGCCGAGGGAACAGAUGACAGGUACUUGUAUCAGGGACCAGAGGAAUAACCUAGUUUUAUAGAAAAGGACAGGUGAAAAUUAAAUAGCAACAACAACAAUAAUAAAAAUGCUGUGAAACACUUAAAAUAUGGUCAGUGCAAUCAAAUGUAUUUCAGAUUUUGCUAAUAAAAUUCAAAUUGAAAAAAAAAAAAAUGUUAAUAUGUAAAUGUAAAAUCA
This is a messenger RNA of Boleophthalmus pectinirostris (great blue-spotted mudskipper), 2202 nucleotides long. RefSeq names its product coiled-coil domain containing 80 like 2 (gene ccdc80l2). The coding region runs from base 169 to 2034 and encodes 621 amino acids. The record is from RefSeq and is a predicted model, not a curated record. NCBI's taxonomy places the organism in Eukaryota, Metazoa, Chordata, Actinopteri, Gobiiformes, Gobiidae. The transcript has 12 exons.